UUCACAUACAAGUUAUGUACGCUCUCUCUUAACUAUGUGAAAUGUUUUCGGUGUUAUUAGAAAGAUGAAAUGUUCGACAUAGUCAAUCUCAGCAGGAGAUAUAGAUAGGAUAUCAUGGCGAACAAGAUACAACAUACAAGUGCAACUACAAGGGAGUUUACACUCGAGUUGUUGAAACAAAUUACAGAUAACUUUUCUGAGGAGCAUGUCAUCGGUCGUGGUGGGUAUGGAGUGGUCUAUAAGGGAUUACUGCAUGAUGGAGAAGAGAUUGCUCUCAAAAAGCUUCACUACAUGCCUGGGCUUGACGACAAGCAAUUUAUGAACGAAUUUAAUAACCUUAUGAGGGCCCAGCAUCCAAAUAUCAUCCGAUUAGUGGGCUACUGCUAUGGUCUAGGACAUGAACGCUUCAAGUACAAUGGUGAAUAUAUUUUUGCCCGUGUACAAGAAAGGAUUCUCUGCUUUGAAUAUUUGCAGGGUGGAAGCCUUGAUAAGCAUAUUUCUGAUGAAUCAUGCGGACUCGAUUGGAACACACGCUUCAAAAUUAUUAAGGGAGUUAGCAAGGGAAUAAAUUAUCUUCAUAAUGGAUGCAAAGAUUCUAUUUAUCAUCUUGACUUGAAACCUGAGAAUAUAUUGCUAGACAAGAACCUGGUCCCGAAAAUUGGAGAUUUUGGUUUGUCAAGACUUUUCCAAACAGAAAAAACGCAUAUCACAAGCAAAUUUAUGGGAACAAUGGGAUACAUGCCACCAGAAUUCAUCGAUCGACGUGCAAUCACACCAAAGUUUGAUGUAUUCAGCUUCGGUGUUAUAAUAAUUCGGAUAGUGGCAGGAUAUGAGGGCUAUUCCAAAUGUGAACAUAUGUGUCCUCAUGAAUUUCUUGAGCAUGUACAUGGAAACUGGAGAAAGCGGAUGCAGGAAACAAUGUCAUCGCAUAUAUCAGAGCAAGUUAUGACAUGCAUUGAAAUAGCGUUUAGGUGUGUGGAGUUCAACCGAGAGAAAAGGCCUACCAUAGCGGAUAUUGUCAAUGAACUGAAUAAGAUCGAUAAUGCUGAAAGUGUAGCUAUAGCCAAGAACUCAGACGAACAGGAGCACACUCUAGAAAAACAGCCUGUGAUUCAAGUACAAGAAAAAAAUAGUACGGAAGAGAAUACCAGGUACUGA
Molecule: messenger RNA, 1158 nt
Organism: Aegilops tauschii subsp. strangulata
Lineage: Eukaryota; Viridiplantae; Streptophyta; Magnoliopsida; Poales; Poaceae
Source: RefSeq, a predicted model, not a curated record